Stylonychia lemnae is the source of this 585-nucleotide messenger RNA. The record is from the annotation of a GenBank genome assembly. Lineage: Eukaryota; Ciliophora; Spirotrichea; Sporadotrichida; Oxytrichidae.
AUGGAAGGUUCCGGUGAAGAUAACAGAAUGGCUAAAAUCCGCACAGUCGACGGAGGAUAACUUGAUGUGCCUAUUGCUGUUCUGAAAGUGAGUGGUUACUUCAGUGAUUUCCUUGAAGGCAGCGAAUCUGUUAACGAGGAGCUCGAUAUCUCACCAUUCUAACUUGUGACCAAAGAAAUGAUGGAGUAUGUAGUUGAAUUCUCCAAGCUCGCUAUCCUUUACAAGUCACCAAACAUAUCCAGACCAAUAUUCCAUCAAAGUAUCUAUGAAGUCACCUGGCCAGUGUAUGCUGAAUUCGCAGACAAAUUCGAUGAUGAAAAGCUUAGCCAUCUUAUUCUAGUUGCAGACAGACUUAAUAACUAACCUCUUCUUGAACUAUUGUCAGCUCAGCUAGCUAUUAAAAUAUAAAAGCUUGAAGGAAAGCUUGAAGGCACAGAAAAAGAGAAAAAAGAUUAGACAACACAGAAGAUUAGAGAAUACUUCCAAAUUACAGAUCCAUUCGAUUCUCCAGAGAGUGAAAAAAGAAUUAAGGCAGAAAAUGAGGAGGCGUUUGAGAUGUUCGAUCUUAAUGACGAUGAUGAUUGA